AGUCUUGCUGACUCGCAGAAGGGCAACCAGUAACUUUCCCGCUCUGAAUGUCAACUAGAUUUCGUGUAGUCAGCAAAGGAUACUCUGUCACCAAAUGAGCAAGAUCUCACAAUGUGGCCGGCGACGGAGGAAACGAGAGGUCGUCCUCGUCCGGCCUUAACAAAGGAAGCUCCUGCCUUCCACUAGCUCAAGAAGUCGCCGGGACUGAAAAAUCCGUGGAUCCUUGAGGCAACCGGGACAUUUGAUCCUACCAAGAUGAAAGAGCUGGGGGCACACCCUAGGAGCAUCAAUGAAUGGUGUCUUCCUCGUGGCCUGUGGUCGUCCAUGUUCCUGGAAGCUGUUCAGCACUUUUUACAACCACAAAUUGUCUCGAACCGUAAGUUUGUCCUACUUGAUGGCUGGCUCGGCCUUGCAUCAGACAUUCUCGGUCUCUUGCUCCUCCACGACCAGGGCCACGGCUCUCAUGUUCGCGCUCACCAACCUGGAGAUAUUGUAAAGUUGGCGGAAGAAGGCCGUAGUCAUGAGCAUACAGAAGGGCGGCACAGAGCCACGUGGAGUUCCGACAAGCAACGAUACAACACCCAAAAGUGGAGCGGUUGGGCAGAGUGCUGCGAAAUCAGCCAAACAGCCAAAACGUCUAUCGGGCCAUUAGAGGAGCUGUAAGCCAUCCAUUGCACCAGUUAAAAACCAAGCAAUCAGGUGAGCCAGCAGCUUAACCAUUCAUGCAACUCGUGGACGCCAUCUCGGCCCUUUGAUCAUGGUCAGUAUUCAUUUGGAUUGACCAUAUGGGUACGAGAAUAGGA
Exophiala viscosa is the source of this 803-nucleotide messenger RNA. RefSeq lists its product as uncharacterized. The transcript has a single exon. The coding region runs from base 256 to 663 and encodes 135 amino acids. The record is from RefSeq and is a predicted model, not a curated record. Lineage: Eukaryota; Fungi; Ascomycota; Eurotiomycetes; Chaetothyriales; Herpotrichiellaceae.